AUGCCUAGCCUUUGGCGACCAAUUAAUGGCCCAGUCGAAAGCUGGCCGCUCGCGCUCUGCGAUGGACGUACAGUAUCGCCUACAUCGCUCAUAGCUUCCGAACGUCUACGAAGCACAUGGAGUGGAGGGACAACGUUUGUACUCCACGAAGAGGGCAACAAGUGGUACUUCAUGAGUAAUCAAAGGAAUGAUGAAGUCGCUAUUUUCAAGAAUUUCGACUCGAAAGAGGACGUGGCUCAGUACGCCGCACACUCCUCGUUUGAACUACGAAGUUGUUAUCCCCAGGCUCGUCCAAGAGAAAGUAUUGAAGUCCGCGCAAUGGUCUUCACAUAUCCAGAACACAUGUGA
This is a messenger RNA of Trematosphaeria pertusa, 348 nucleotides long. RefSeq lists its product as uncharacterized. The record is from RefSeq and is a predicted model, not a curated record. Bases 1 to 348 code for a protein of 115 amino acids. NCBI's taxonomy places the organism in Eukaryota, Fungi, Ascomycota, Dothideomycetes, Pleosporales, Trematosphaeriaceae. The transcript is spliced from 3 exons. Gene Ontology annotation, molecular function: oxidoreductase activity.